Molecule: messenger RNA, 1443 nt
Organism: Microthlaspi erraticum
Lineage: Eukaryota; Viridiplantae; Streptophyta; Magnoliopsida; Brassicales; Brassicaceae
Source: the annotation of a GenBank genome assembly
AUGGCUGAAUUUUCAGGAGAACCCAAGUUUACCUUGAGAGUUAUAAUUGAUCAAGAGAAGAAGAAAGUCGUUUUAGCUGAGGCUGAUAGGGAUUUUGUUGAUGUGCUCUUCAGCCUUCUGACACUGCCGAUGGGGGCUAUUGUCAGAUUGCUUAAGAAGCAUCCCAAUUCUGAGAUUGGAUGUUUUAGCAACCUCUAUAAAAGUGUUGCGGACAUGGGGAUUGACAAUUUCGAGACCCAAGCUUGCAAGGAGAUGUUGCUCAAUCCAAGGAGUGUGGAGGAAGGAAAGUGCAAAAGGCUUAAGCUCAACUUAAACCCUACCGAUGAUGACCUCAAGUUCUUCAAGUGCCCUUAUUUCUCUGGCUGUAACUUGUGCAGUAAUUUCAGCGGUUCUGAUUGUGCGUGUGGAGAGAAGAUGGACCAGGAAAUUGAGUUAUCAGAAGAAGAAGAAGAAGAUCAAGUCGUGAAAAAUGAUGUUGGUGGAGUAUUUGUCCGUGGCAGAUCUUCAUUCAUCAUCACUGAUGACUUGAAAGUUUCUGUUGAUUCGACUGGUCUUGUCUUGAAAACGCUCAAUCUUCUGGGUUGCUCUGAUGUUAGUAAACUUGGGGAACGGCUUCUUGAGAUUGGUCUCAACGAGAUUCUGGAUCUUCUCGAGUGUAUAUUCUUCUCAAACACUCUCUUGAAGAAGCAAAGUCCAGAUGAUAACGAUAUGAAAAACAUAGAGAAGCUGUUGAGUCCAUGUGUGGAGGCAAAAACAGAGGUAGCAGAGCCAGUGUUUACUUUGGAUGCAAUAGUAAAGAAGCAGGACAUGAAGGUUUUAUAUGUUGAAUGCGGAGAAGACUUUGUUGAUCUUCUUUGCUCUUUUCUCGCUGUCCCUCUGGAAUACCUAAGAGAUAUCAACUUAGGUUGCAUCGGAAACUUACGUAGAAGCUUCAAUGAUUUGAGUGUUGAUAAAGGGAAAGUAGAUUCAGCUUGUGUGAUUCCUUAUUACUACAAAUGCGAGAAGCACUUGUCGGAUAUCAUCACUCAAGACCCACCGGUUUACUAUCGUUACAGGAACUCCAAGCCUAGCCAACCUGACUACAGCUUGACUACAGAUUCUGAUCGGACUCUGCUCUAUCGAAAGGACAGACUAGUUUCCGUGUCUUUGAUUGAUCCUAAAUGUCAUGACGGAGAUCAGUCUGAGAAUGGGAGUGGGUUUGUGAAGAGAGGAACUAGGUUUACGGUUUCUGAUGAUCUGUUAAUCACGCCUAGGAAUUCACUGAGCACAUCGAUCAGCUUUCUGAAGAAGUUGCAGAUUAAGGCGGAUGAUCUUGACGUUCAAGUGAUUCGUAUCCGUAAAGCAGAGGCAAUGAGUCUGCUGAGAGCUUCCUUGGUGACGUCCUCUGCUUUGAACACUGCUCUAUGGAACUUGAUUGCGAAGAAACCCAAGGAAGAGAAUUGA